Messenger RNA from Oppiella nova, 1326 nucleotides. NCBI's taxonomy places the organism in Eukaryota, Metazoa, Arthropoda, Arachnida, Sarcoptiformes, Oppiidae. The record is from the annotation of a GenBank genome assembly.
AUGGCCAACAAGUUGACAAUAUUGGUGGCACCCAUGGAAGGUGUGGGUCAUGUGAAUGCCUGCAUUGGUUUGGCUGAAGUGCUUCAAAGUCGUGGCCAUCACAUAGUGUUUGUGACCGACCAGUCAUUCACUGGAAAGUUGUCUUCGUAUGGAUUCACUGAAGAAAUACUCGUUUCUGAAGAAAGCGAUAAAAAGGAUCAAAAGCCCGGAGAGACCGGCGCCAAACAUUUACUACAAUCAGGAGUUUUAUCAGGAGUUUCGUCGUAUGAAUCCAUGAAAAUCAUAUCUUCUUUACCUUUCUUUGAGGAGAUGAUUGACAAAAUGCGCGCAAAUGAACCAAAGCUUAAGGCAAUUAUUGCCAAAUAUAAUCCGGAUCUCUAUAUCAUUGAUAGCUUCGCGGGUUCGCCGACACUAAUCCACUCGAAUAAGCCCUGGGUUUUCCUAUCUAGCAGACGACAGGACACCGCCCUCCUGUUCGCCAGCUAUCCGUCGAAUGGAGACCCCUCUGAAUGGGAAGAGUUUAAAGAAUUAGGAAAAGAUUUGUUUACAAAACAAAGCAUAAAAUACAACGAAUGGAUGAGAGAAGAAGGCUUUCCCGUAACUACUAAUAACAAAGCAAUCAUUGACUCCCCGUAUCUCAAUAUCUAUGGCUAUCCCGAAGAACUCGAUUACAUAGAUAUCCGACCCCUUCCUGACAAGUGGUUCAGAGUCGACGCGUUUAUGAGAAAAGGAGAGCAAGAAUUCAAANGGUUCAGAGUCGACGCGUUUAUGAGAAAAGGAGAGCAAGAAUUCAAAAUUCCCGAUAAAAUUCGUGAAAGAGAUGAACAAAAAAGUAAAUUAAUUUACCUCUCAAUGGGUUCUAUGGGUUCAGUGGACGUGAAUCUUAUGAAGAGAUUUGUGGCGAUUCUCUCGAAAUCCAACCAUAAGUUCAUUGUCUCGAAAGGAGUUCGCGGCGAUGAAUAUGAAUUGGCGGACAAUAUGUGGGGCGAGAAGUCGGUUCAGCAAACAAAAGUGUUGCCAUUAGUAGAUCUCGUGAUAACUCACGGCGGGAACAACUCGGUCACCGAAACCUUUAGCUAUGGAAAGCCUAUGAUUUUAAUGCCUUUGUUUUCGGAUCAGUUCGAUAACGCACAGAGAGUUCAGGAAAAGGGGUUUGGGAUUCGUCUGAAUCCCUAUUACUGUUCAGAACAAGAAUUACUGAAUUCCAUCGAAAAGCUAUUGAAUGAUAAGGAAUUGAAUGAAAGAUUAUCCGUCGCUUCCAAACGAAUGCUUAGUUCCGAAAGUCUUCAAAAGGCCGCACAACUCAUCGAAAAUCUCGUCAAAUAA